AUGGUCGUCCAGUCAAAUAUUAGCACUUUUUUUCUAUCGCUGCUGUUAUUUUCCUUUAGGAAAGUAGCACUACGUCUGAGCCAGUUUUUGGAUAAGCUCAUCACUUUACCUUCUAUACGGUCACAGGAAUCGUUCAUGAAGCUGCGUGUUCUGUUGGCACAGGGAGAAUCACAUGAGGAAUUCAAGGCAUCCAUGCAUGAACUGGACGUUUCGUUGAAGUGCAAUGCGAUCUGGGAAAACGAUUCCGUCGCGUAUCGAUGCAAUACCUGCGCCCUAACACCUUGUAUGUCGCUUUGCGCCUCGUGCUUUCAAGCUGCAAACCACGAAGGUCAUGAUUUCACUAGAUUCUUCUCACGUGAAGGUGGAGCUUGUGACUGCGGAAACGCUGACGUGAUCAGGCCUAUGGGCUUUUGUCCUCGUCAUGGUGAAAACGCAGUUCGUCCGCCAUCUCCCUCUCCACUGAUUGUGUCUCUUCCUCGUCACAUAUUUCUGAAAUUGGUCGUAUGUCUAUUCUUGGAAUGGAGAGGAUAUGCUGGAAUUGCAACCCAUGGACAAUUUUUGUUUAUUCCAAAAAACUUUGUUUUUGACCUGAUGUUAACUUGUCGGAGAAAACAUACAAUUACUAUUUCCUUUGAGGAAUGUGUCAACUAUGGUGGCCCGAUGAGACAAGCCAUGGCCGAGAUUUUGUUGGACAAAGAUCUUUACUUGGCUCUUACGGAAAGGAAUUCGGACGAUCUCGACUUGUCAUCCACGUCGGAGAUGUCGUUGGAUUGGAAGACGAGGAAAAAAUUUUAUGACGACCGGAUGACCAUUUUUUCUGAAAGGCUUCUAUGCGAGUGCUUGCUUGAUGAGCUUUUAUUCUGGGUGACUCGAAUGAAUUUUCCACAAAACCUUAUAAAUUUCUCCCUUAGCAUGCUAUCCGAACCGAAUUAUACGGACGCUCUUUCAACUCGUUUUUUCACAUGGUAUCCUUUGGUAGCGAAUUGUGUGCGGAAACUCUGUUUGUAUCAGCAGCUUCGUCAAAGAAAUUCUGACGUUAUCCAAAGUACUUGCAGCCGACUGAUUCAUAUUUCCGUUCAGAUGUUGUCGUCAGAGGUACUCUGUAGGAGGCUGAACAGUAAGUGCGAUCUAGUGAACAUUGUUCUUAAUACGACUAUGAACCAGCAUGGGUAUUGGUUUGUUAUGGGAGACCUGCAGAAUCUACUAGCUCAUUCAUCGGUAGCUAUUGACACAGUUCUCCAUCCGACUGCUUUUUCGUGCACUUAUGUUAAUCUUUUGAACAGAAUGCAAGGAAUGAAUGUUAACUGGCGUAUUAUUCGUGGUGAACAUAGAGAAAAUGACAACGCCGAUCUUGUGCAAAGGUCUUUCACACUGGAGUUCGAAGCACUUGCUCUUACCAUGUUCAAUUUUGUUAAUGCGAUAUCGCAACAACAACAUUACGUUGCUGCUGUCGCAUUUUUUGACAAAAUAUUUGCUGCAUUAUCGGUAUUUAUUUUGCCACUUCUAGAGCAUCUUUCAACAGCACUAACACAUUUCAACGACAUGGAACUUUUUCGAAAUCACGUUGAAGAUUUUCGCAAGGACGAGCAAUUUCUUCGUCGAAUUCUGCUGCAUCCUCUUAAGAUUCAGGUUGCACGUGCUGAAUACCAUGCUGGAAUGUGGGUUCGUAAUGGAAAUCAGUUGCGCGUGCAAGCAAUUAUUUACGCAAAAUUUUUCAAUCCGUUAUAUAAUAUUAAACAUGAAACGUGCAAAAAUUCUAGGCUAAUGAGCGAAAUUGUUGUUCUUCUCACAAACUGCGGUGCAUCGACUGAAGCAGCUCUUCGCUCAGAGAUGGUAAAUGCCUUGGCAAGCGGUCCGUUCACCUAUUCAAGACUUCGAUCUAUCAUUGCUGAAAAGGGGAGCAGGGGCGCCGAAAUUGUGGAUCCACUCUUUGACACAGUGUUGAAUAGUGUAAGUCCUUAUAUCGACAUAUUUUCAUUGUAUCUUUUUUGUUGUUUUAUUUGGCAAAUGAAUAGAAGUUAUAGAUCGCAGAUUUUUCUGAACCAGGAUAGAGUUGUUUUUGUCAGGAUAUCAAACAGUUUUUUUAGAGAAAGAGAAAUGCUGGGUAAUGAGGAAAAAAUUCUGCAGAUGUGGAUCCCAUACCAGUUAUCUGAUUUUUCUGACUCUACUCGGCAUGAGUCACUUCGAAACAUUGCUAGGAUUCUACUUUGUGAACGAUUUGUGCAACUUUGUAUCGUCGUGCUCGAGGCGGUAAUAAAUUUAUUAUUUAAAACAGUUAGCGGCUUUCCCAACGUCUUGUUCUUAUGCUCUGAUGAGCAUAGUGUGAUACGUUCCAGGAAAGUCGUGCAACUACCGCUUCUGAUAUUUGUUUUGUUUUUGAUCGAAUGUGAAAAACGUGGCACCAAGGACAAAAUUUUGAAGAAGACUAUUGCUGGAGAUUUUGAUAAAAAACGAAUAGUUGGCGGAGCAGCUGAAUAUUUCGCCAGGCUUGUUACAUAUAUUAGCAAAUGGUGGGUAUUUUGCCUUAGAAUCUUUUUUUUCUUUGAACUAUCACAAAACCCUCGACAUAUUCUCGACCAUCUUAUCGGUUGCAAUCCGGAUAUUCUUGAAAAUAUUUUCAAAUCCCAGCUUUAG
This is a messenger RNA of Angiostrongylus costaricensis, 2634 nucleotides long. The record is from the annotation of a GenBank genome assembly. Lineage: Eukaryota; Metazoa; Nematoda; Chromadorea; Rhabditida; Metastrongylidae.